This is a messenger RNA of Tupaia belangeri chinensis (Chinese tree shrew), 1942 nucleotides long. RefSeq names its product TATA-box binding protein associated factor 11 (gene TAF11). Gene Ontology annotation, molecular function: RNA polymerase II general transcription initiation factor activity; protein heterodimerization activity. The record is from RefSeq and is a predicted model, not a curated record. Gene Ontology annotation, biological process: transcription initiation at RNA polymerase II promoter; RNA polymerase II preinitiation complex assembly. Gene Ontology annotation, cellular component: nucleus; transcription factor TFIID complex. The transcript is spliced from 5 exons. The coding region runs from base 540 to 1247 and encodes 235 amino acids. Lineage: Eukaryota; Metazoa; Chordata; Mammalia; Scandentia; Tupaiidae.
UUUUUGAGGUGCUUGCGGAAUGGAAGAAAAUGCUGGCAAGUCAGUGUAAACACGAACUGACUUUCUGCGAUUGAAAUACAGCAGGUCGAGUCCCUGCCUGAAAGUUCACCAUUCCAAAGUAGCUGCCGUCCACGACAUGCGGCAUACAACGGAACUGAGCUUUUCUUCCCGGUCCCCCAACUUUGCUCCAGGGUGACGGGUUAAGCAAGGGGUUAAUUGACAUAGCAGUUUUUAGGAAGGCAGAAAGCAAAAAAGUCCUUCAAUAGACAAAACUAUGCUUCUUCGCAAAACACUAUUUUCCCAGGGCAGAGGAGCCGCAGAGUGAACCUCGUACCCUCAGUUCUCAAUUUCCCACUGCCAACAAAAGAGUUAAACUGAAACCCUCGCGUCCUCUCUUCGCGCUUCAAACUGACCCGUCCGGGGAGCGGUAGGGGUGACGUCAUCGCAGCGCGACGACCGGAAGUAAGCGCCUGUGCUCCGGGGUGCGGAGCUCCUGCUUCUAUCUGGACGGUCAUCGCUCCUCUCUGAUCCAGGCCUAGAUGGACAGUGCCCACGAGUCGCCCACCGAGAAAGGUGGAGAGGCAGGGGAGUCAGAGGAGACGCCCGCUGCUCCCGGGGGACCGGGGACUACGGACACGGAUGUACUCCCGGAGGAAACUGACGGAGACGGGGAUGCGGACUUGAAAGAAGCCGCAGCGGAGGAAGGCGAGGUAGGAAGAGAUGUGUUGGUGAGGUUAGAGGAGCACCCCGACUUUGCUGUUACUGGAUGCUCGUCGAUACUGCCUAAGACUCAGGAUGUCUCAGAUUUAACAGCAGUCGAAAGAGAGGAUUCAUCAUUACUUACACCUGCAGCCAAAAAACUAAAACUAGAUACCAAAGAAAAGAAAGAGAAAAAGCAGAAGGUGGAUGAAGACGAGAUUCAGAAGAUGCAAAUCCUGGUUUCUUCUUUUUCCGAAGAGCAGCUGAACCGUUACGAGAUGUAUCGCCGGUCAGCUUUCCCCAAGGCAGCCAUUAAAAGGCUGAUCCAGUCCAUCACUGGCACUUCUGUGUCUCAGAAUGUCGUUAUUGCUAUGUCUGGUAUUUCCAAAGUUUUCGUCGGAGAGGUGGUAGAAGAAGCACUGGAUGUGUGUGAGAAGUGGGGAGAACUACCGCCACUACAACCCAAGCACAUGAGGGAGGCUGUUCGGAGGUUAAAGUCGAAGGGGCAGAUCCCCAACUCGAAGCACAGAAAGAUCAUCUUCUUCUAAACCAAAGCCUAGAAAGGCCCCUUUCUGACAGAGGUACUGGUUCCAGACUUCCUGUUAAUGUGAACUUAGGUACUGGUGCUUCACGAUCCGUCCUGCAAGGAUUCUAUGAAUUUAAUGUCUUUCUCAAAACUCUUGACAUUUGUCACACCGAGAUGACGUGCAGCCUGUUUCAUGUGCCUUGACUAAAUUUUGGGAUCUCUUAUGGCAUUCUGAAGUAUUUCAUUAUCUUUUGGCUCGCUGGAAGAAGAAAGGUGCAGGAGCCUUAAGCAUCUUCUGAACAGGUGAUCUGCUUUCAAAAAGAAUUCUUCCUAGAGAGCUUUGACAGGUUCACACUGCAGCCUGAAGCUGGUAAGACUUAGGUUGUUCCUUAUAUCUACUUUUAAGUAGGUGAAAGAGCCAGAAAUUUUGCUGGUGAUAUUACAAAAGAAAGGGUGGUGGGGCCAGUAGGGGUAUAGUGGUUAAGGCGCUGGACUCUCAUAUGGCCAACCACGGUUCAAGUCCGGACCCAGCAGUUUGAAAACCACACUGGGCAUGUAUGUGUGCAUGCCCCCAAUCCCAAGAGGAAAAGGGAUUACAGCAUGGCCAUCUCCCCAGAAGGUGAUUACAUGGUAGUAAUGGGUAGUGGAAUAAUUUGUACUAGCAAACGUUUAAGAUUCUCUUGUGAAUUUUGGUGAAUAAUCACUAAACUAUUUCUA